Messenger RNA from Protopolystoma xenopodis, 587 nucleotides. The record is from the annotation of a GenBank genome assembly. Lineage: Eukaryota; Metazoa; Platyhelminthes; Monogenea; Polystomatidea; Polystomatidae.
AGCCUUCUUUAUCCUCCGAUUACGAGCCUUCAAGCUUCGUCUUAGAAAAGCCGCUAGAGAAGUUCAAGUCUUCACAAAAGGGAACCCCAAACUUGUUCGACAUUACGAUACCAAAGGCUUCUACACUGAAAGCAAACUUCCUCAACUCCAGCCCUUCAGAUAGACCAGGCCCAGACUCGAGCGAAUUAGCCAGUCCCCAGAAGGUGGAAGGGACUUGUAUGAUAGCGAAUCGACUUGGCAUGAAACUUUCGCCUUCUGAACAGGGAUCUCUGAAGCUAAUCAACAUGCCUAGUCCAUCUGAAACGAAUGAACCUCCUAAUUUGGCUUUAAUGCCCAAGGAAACAAUUGGAUCUUGUACAUUUCAGGCUGGUACUGAUCAGGAUAAAGAAUCUUCUGGAGAGAAGGGGAGCGUUCUUGCAUCGCGAUGUCACUCAGAAAAUCCGUUAGUUAGCUGGUCAGCUAAGCAGCCUCUUGCUGGGAUAUUUGUAGACUUUGUCCCUACGAGGCCAGCACCAAUCGUACCAGUGCCAUUGGCAGACCUCCAGCAUGCUGCAACUGGCUCCUCUCAAUUAUCUUUGGCCAAUCUC